CCGAGGAGGGACUUUGUCCCCGCAGGCCGGCCGGCCGGAGUGCAGCGGGAGGCUCCUGGGGCGGCCUGGCCCGGCGUCACCGGACUCUCCUCUUUGGCUUGGCAGAGCUGGCCGGCGGAGCGCGGGCGAUGGCCUCCCUGCUCGGAGCCCAGGCGCCCCUGACCAGGGUGGCGAUCUUCGGGGGCACCCACGGCAACGAGCUGUCCGGGGUGCUUCUGGUGAAGCACUGGGAGGAGGACGGGGCCGAGGUGCAGAGGCCGGGGCUCCGCGUGACGCCCUUCAUCUCGAACCCCCGCGCCGUGCAGAGGGGCGUCCGCUACGUCGACUGUGACCUGAACCGCGUCUUCGACGCUGCUCGCCUGGGCCAGGAGCCCCCCGAGGACCGGCCUUACGAAGUCGGGCGGGCCCAGGAGAUCCGUCGCCUGUUUGGCGCCUACGACGUGAUCCUCGACCUCCACAACACCACCUCCAACAUGGGCUGCGCCCUCAUCCUCGAGAGCUCCCAGGACGACUUGCUGAUCCAGAUGUUUCGUUACAUCCAGAGCUCCUUGGCCCCGACGCCCUGCUUCGUGUACCUCAUCGAUCACCCGUCUCUGAAGUACGCCACGACGCGCUCCAUCGCAAAGCACCCCGUGGGCAUAGAGGUGGGCCCGCAGCCCCAGGGCGUUCUCCGAGCGGACAUUCUCCAGCAGAUGAGAAGCAUGGUCAAGCACGCCCUUGAUUUCAUCCAGUUUUUCAACGAGGGUAAAGAAUUCCCUGCCUGUUCCCUGGAGGUUUACCAAGUCACAGGGAAAGUCGACUAUCCUCGCAAGGCCAACGGGGAGAUUGCUGCCGUGAUCCAUCCCAGCCUGCAGGAUCAGGACUGGAAGCCGCUGAGGCCGGGAGAGCCCACGUUUCUCACGCUGGACGGCGCGACCAUCCCGUUUGACGGCGACGCCCCCGUCUACCCUGUGUUCGUGAACGAGGCGGCCUACUACGAGAAGGGGGAGGCCUUCGCCAAGACGCGCCGGGUGACGCUGACGGCCCGCCGCCUGAACGCCGCCCCCGCCGGCAGCGCCCCCUAGGAAGGCCCCGAGGCGCAGCCCUUCUUCCUGGUGCCCCCCAGGCCGGGCGGGGAGGGGGAGGAAGGCCUUCGGGCGCCCGCGGGGGCUGCUGGGAAGAGAAGGGAAACAAUAAAGUGUCGCCUCCUU
Gracilinanus agilis (Agile Gracile Mouse Opossum) is the source of this 1190-nucleotide messenger RNA. It is a transcript of the gene ASPA, whose product is annotated as aspartoacylase. The coding region runs from base 129 to 1064 and encodes 311 amino acids. Gene Ontology annotation, molecular function: hydrolase activity, acting on ester bonds; hydrolase activity, acting on carbon-nitrogen (but not peptide) bonds, in linear amides. The record is from RefSeq and is a predicted model, not a curated record. Lineage: Eukaryota; Metazoa; Chordata; Mammalia; Didelphimorphia; Didelphidae. The transcript has 6 exons.